UCUCUAUUAGCUGUCUCUAACACACAGGGCUCUACAACCCUGAGAGCUAAUCCUUUGAGACUUUGGUCAUUUGAAAGUCAAUGUCUGAGCAGGACAGAGAGCUUUUGUGAGAAGCUGACAAUAGAGCUCUUAAACCCAUCCUGCCAAGGGAAAAAGUGGAGAUAGGAGAAUGGGUGAAAGUCGAUUAGCCUUACCUGUGAUAGUAUAAAAUCCCUCCCUAGGUUAUCAAGAGUUGUUAGCUCUUGAACCACCACUCCAGGUAAACUGCUAAACAGCCAUGAGGAACCUCUGACCUCAAGGUGGUUGAAGACAUUACUUCUGUCAGCAUCACACUAUGGCUUUUGUCAGUGCACUGUUAAUGCUGCUGCCUGUUGCAUGGUCAUGCAUUCCCCAAAAAGCAGAUUACGUUAUGGUGUCAUGUUUCCCUAAUGCCAUAAUUGCCAACGUCCCAGACUGUCCUUACGGCUGGGAGAUUGAACACUUGUCUCUCGGUGGAGUCUGUUACAAUGGAAUACACAGCCCAGGUUACUACCGCUUCAUCAUCCCAGAUCUCACACCCAAAAAUCACUCAUACUGUGGGACUCAGUCUGAGUACAUGCCCGGCAAAGACCCCAAAUACAUCUUCUACAACUCCAUUGUGUCCAACGAUACUUCACUGACAGUCAGAAACCAGCCUGUGAACUACACCUUCAGCUGCACGUACCGAGCAGCCUACCUGGUUAAUAAUGCCGUCUUCAGCCAAAGAGUGGCUACAGUUUAUGUCAACAAUGGGAGUAUAGGCACUUUUAGAUCACAGUUGUCUAUGAAUGUGUUCACGAAUUCAAAGUUCCUGUAUGCCAAGGACGCUCCCUAUGUGAUUGAUACAUCUGAGAUCGGCUCUGAAGUAUUCAUUGGCAUCGAGGCAAAAGGUCUAAGUAACAGAUUCAAAGUUGUGAUAAACAACUGCUGGGCCACUCCUUCACCUUACUCCACAGACAGGAAAAGGUGGAGCCUCAUCAUUAACAGCUGCUCCUCUGACAACACUGUGACUAUUUUUGAGAACGCCAAAGACAGCCGCUCCAUGUUCAAGUUCAACUCUUUCCGCUUCCAGCGGCAGGAGAAGGUGUCCACUGUUUGGCUUCACUGUGAGGUCCAGGUGUGUGAUGGAGAAAGGAUCAUCUGUCAGCCAAGCCCCUGCUCUGUGAGGAGUUUGUCAUCAGAGGUAGACCCGAAUGGGGGGAUCCUCACUGCUGAAUUUCACAUUAAAGGUAAUCAGUCUUCUAAUAAUGGACACAUAACAGGCGUCUCAGUGCUCAUCCUGCUGGUGGUCCUGAUAAACACAUGUUGUGAUUUCAUCAAUGGAUCAAGAAUUUUAUAAAACAAAAUCAUCAGUUUCCAUAAACUCACAAACGCAGAGGGGAGUGCCACCCAGGACUCAGGGAGCGUAUGAAUAUAUUCCUCCCCACGCGAUC
This is a messenger RNA of Oreochromis aureus, 1451 nucleotides long. RefSeq names its product tectorin beta (gene tectb). Gene Ontology annotation, cellular component: cell surface. The record is from RefSeq and is a predicted model, not a curated record. Bases 335 to 1357 code for a protein of 340 amino acids. Lineage: Eukaryota; Metazoa; Chordata; Actinopteri; Cichliformes; Cichlidae. The transcript is spliced from 11 exons.